AUGGCCCACAAAUCAAAUGUGGAAUUAGUUGUCACUGACUUUUUCAAUUGGUUAUACUUUCCAGUAAAUCUAAGAAAUAUGCAUUUCAAAGAAGAAAGGUGUUUUUUGCCAAAUUUGUGCUCCCCAAACAGGGGUUAUUUGUUCAAUUUUCUUCCCAAUUUAAGCCUUCACUUCACAACUAUUAGAUUGCUUGGUAAAGUAGGCAGUUACCAAAAGAGGAGAGGUGAACGUUUUUACGGCAAAUCAGCCAAUUUCAUAAAGCACUUGAUUUCAUUUUCAGCGUAUUCAUUGCGAAAAUUAGCCUCUCUACCGAUUGGUACUGCCGUGCCAAGGAGCACUUUGAAGAAGGAGAAAAAUUUAAAACGGGAUCUUGCCAGCGUUCGUGAAGAUCAGGGAAAGGUUCUGACCACCACCGUGGAAUUCCUUAUAACCCACAGCUUCCCUAAUAACUCUAAUGGGAAGACUCUUUUGUGUUUUGUUGACUCAUUGCCGUCGUCAUCGUCAUUAGAUUACGAAGAUGAGGAUGAAUCGACCUGGCAAACGGUAGUCAGACGACCGAAGAGUGGGCCUCUGACGCCUUUUGCGUCCGUCUUACUGAACUUACAUGAAUUUCAAAUCACGUGCUUAAAAUAUCAAAGAUAUCUACUGUUUAAUACUCUUCUAGUAAAUAAAGAGAAAUGCAAUAAAUAUCGUUUUAGGAUUUCUUUCAAAGGAAAUUGGAGUAGCAACAGCCUACAGCAGAUGUUGGACCUGUAUCAUUGUUUUGCAGCAACUCAUGAUGAUGCUGUUGCAUUACUUGAGCAUGGGUGGUCACUUGUCACACAGUUGGAAUCCGCGUCUCCUCAGUUUAGUUUAGUUUCGUCACGGCGAUCACUUUCGGUCAAAGGCAGAUAUUUAUUGUUUGUUUUUUUGCGUGAAAUUCAUUCGUCUUCUACAGCCUUGAAAAGUGAACCACUCAGUGCUUUACCGUGUUCAGUUUUUUUCCAAAAAAAAAAACAUUCGUCUUCAAAACUUUUUCUCAAAUCAGUUCUUCCAGACUUGGAAGGGCACUGCCUUAAAGAAGAAAUACGCACUUUUAAGUGGAUGAAACAUCCCAGAACAAGAAACUACUACGACAAAAGAACAACCAAUUUAUUCACACAAAAAGAUCACAAUUUUGGUGAAACACCACGUAAAAAGUGA
Molecule: messenger RNA, 1182 nt
Organism: Echinococcus granulosus
Lineage: Eukaryota; Metazoa; Platyhelminthes; Cestoda; Cyclophyllidea; Taeniidae
Exons: 8
Coding region: 1-1182 (393 amino acids)
Source: RefSeq, a predicted model, not a curated record